Messenger RNA from Cadophora gregata, 3110 nucleotides. RefSeq lists its product as uncharacterized. The transcript is spliced from 8 exons. Gene Ontology annotation, biological process: positive regulation of cytoplasmic translation. Gene Ontology annotation, molecular function: translation regulator activity; zinc ion binding; single-stranded RNA binding. Lineage: Eukaryota; Fungi; Ascomycota; Leotiomycetes; Helotiales; Ploettnerulaceae. The coding region runs from base 161 to 631 and encodes 156 amino acids. The record is from RefSeq and is a predicted model, not a curated record. Gene Ontology annotation, cellular component: cytoplasm.
UGAAAUCUACAACUCCAAACCUUACCUCCAACAACUUCGAAAAGAUCCGCAGUUACUCUUACCGGCUCUUCUCCAUAUCCAAACCCUUUCAACUGUACCAGAUACAGUUCCUCAAACAACAAAUUUUCUUCCAAGAAAACCAACCCCUUCAACCGAAAUCAUGGAUUCCUACGGAGCUGGCCCUGCUCGCGGAUGCUACAACUGUGGCGAUGCUUCCCACCAAGCCCGUGACUGCCCAACCCGUGGCCCAGCCAAGUGCUACAACUGUGGUGGCGAGGGACACAUGAGCCGUGAGUGCCCUGAUGGACCAAAGGACAAGACUUGCUACAAGUGCGGCCAACCUGGCCACAUCUCCCGUGAUUGCCAGAACCCUGCUGCUGAGGGUGCUGGACGUGGUGGCGGUGGAUUCCAAUCUGGUGGUGGAUCCCAAGAGUGCUACAAGUGCUCCAAGAUCGGACACAUUGCCCGUAACUGCCCUGAGGCGGGCGGAUACAGUGGCGGUUUCGGUGGAAACCAAGGUGGAUAUGGAGGCGGACGUGGCGGAUACGGUGGUGGACAAGGUGGACAGACCUGCUACUCCUGCGGAGGUUAUGGUCACAUGUCCCGUAAGUCUACAGUAUCCUUGCCUUGAUACUCUUUCUAAACCGUUCUAGGUGACUGCACCCAGGGACAGAAGUGCUACAACUGUGGCGAGGUCGGUCAUCUCUCAAGAGACUGCCCCGUUGAGAACAACAACGAGCGUACUUGCUACAAGUGCAAGCAGCCAGGUCACGUCCAGGCUCAAUGCCCCAACUAAGCUACUGGCAUGGAAAGAUACAUUAAGGACCGACGAAUGAAACGACGAGCGACAAGAAUCCGAACUUCCGAGAAAGAUAUGCAUGCAGAACGACGACGAGAUACGAUACCCCGAACAGUCUUUGGAAAGGGUGGCUUGCAGAGAUUGAGGAUUUGACGAUGACCAGCUUUCACCAAACAGCCGGCCUUCUUUGUAUAACAAAACAUUACCCUUCACGAUUUCCUUCACGAUGUUUUCAUUUAUUGCGACCCCCUCAAAAAUAAACACCAAACUCUUGUUGUACUCAAAGAGUCUGAUAUCAUUUUCAUCCAUCCAUCCUGCUUUUGCUGCGAGUCUUCAGCUUCAAAGCUUCUUUAGAAUCGGAUGGGAUUUGGGAAUGGGACCUCCAAAAGUUCUUUUUCUUCUGCCUUUUUUUGUUUGUAUUCUCUGCUGGGAUGGAUGGACGGAAAGAUGAUAGAGCGGAGCAAUCAUACAAGACAGACAGAUGCAUACGAUGCGAUACGAAUGUGAUGCAGUACAAUGCGAUGCGAUGCUAGCGAUUUGACGAAAAACGGAGAAGUUACGAGGAUGAUUGAUGUCCCCUUUUUUUUUCGGGGUAUCAGAUUCAUGCGGGCUACGACGGACCAUGACACACAGAUAGGCAAACAGGCAGACAGAGCAGAGACUCAAUCCAAGCAAUUGAGUGAGAAUACCAAACAUACUCGGCGAGAUGUGUUGAGUCUUGCCCACAUUGACACUGAUGUUCUUGAUUCCGUGAUACUGGUGAUUGAUAUACCGUAUGGCCAUUUCAACUUUCCACCCUGCUCCGCACAAAUCCGCACUCACCCGCAGGCACAUCCACUUCUAUCCAUUCCAACUAGAAGUUCUCCAACCAUCCAUACAAGGCUGCUUGCCCAUCUAGGAGCGUCAGGCGGAUACUAAAGCAGUGUCAGUUCCUUCCAUCUUGUUCUACCCACAAACUUACACCUCCCCAUCAAUACCUCUACUUCUCUUGUCACACAAUGUAAUGAAGUACAGUUCCACGUGUUUGAUCCCCUCUCGCUUAAAGCUACCAUACCAAGCUCGCACUGUCCGUCUGUUAAAAAGGAACUUCAUCUUGGAUGCCAAGGACGUUUGGUACACGGCAUUUUGGGGGUGUUGGACUAGGAUUUAGGAGAGGCACAAAUACGAUCUGAUCUGCCGUUCGAUGAAAUCCUUUUGAUUCAUCUAUUUUUGAUAUCUUGCUCUUAUCUCUCAUUCCUGCCUAUACACAAUCUAGCGACACCAAAAUCCUAUGCAUUUCAAACACGCAAAACGCUCCAUCCCAACUCCAGCUCCAUAACCAAUGCCUUGACUUGCUGUUCAUUUUUCAAAGCAAAACACAUCAACUCAUCUAUCCUAUCCCACCUUCAUCAAACAGCAGCCCACCGUCCAACCAACUCCCCCAACGUCUCCACCCCACCCACAUUCCCAGGAAAAACCACAUACGGUACCCCCCUAUGCCUUACGCCCUCAUCCUCCUCCUCACAGCCCCAGAUCGGAACGCCAGGCGCAGCUUGUCCAAGGAUCAUAGCGCGCUUCAUACCCAACCCCUUAGUAGCAGCAUCACUACUUGUGAUCCCACCCUUCGCAAUGAUAUACCUUGGUCUGACUUCAAUCCCACGCAGGAACUGGACGAGUGCGCUAGCGACUACGGAGCCGAUUUGAAGGGAGGAGAGGGGUGUGGUGCCGCGGAUGAGGGAUCGAGAUGUCAUGAGGAGGACGUCGGUUCCGGAGAGGAUGGAUUGUGUGGCUGUGGAGAUAGCCGUGCUGAUUAUCUUCGAGGGUUGCUGUUCAGCUGCUGAACUCAGUGUCGAAGAUGAGGCAGCAGUUUGGACCUCCUGCUCAGCCAACAAAGCCUCAACAUCAAGCUCAAUAACCCUCAACUUCUCCCCUCUAAAUUCCCUCAAAAACGCCAACUGCGCCGUCGUCUUCGGGACAUAACUCCCCGCUAUGACCAACCCGCCGGGACUCCCUACAGACGUAUCAACACCCAGCUCUUGUGCCGUCAUAGGCGCUUUGCCUUGGAUCCCGAGACGCGAGGAUACGAAUGCCGCGCCGGUGCGGUAGAGGAAUUUGGCGCCAGCUUGCUCGGCGAGGAUGCAUCCUAGGGCGAAGACGUGCAUGUCUUCUUCUGAGGCGGCGUUGACUACUACGACGCUGCCUUUUUGCACUCCAGCAAGCACUUCAGCGACUUUUAGGUGUCCGCCGAUGCGGAUGUCGUUGAGCGUUACGGAGACAAUUUGUUCAGGCUUGAAGCGACAGGAUGUUUUCUCAAGAACAUAGUCUCUAAGAU